GGGUUUUUAAGAUAACCUUUAGGCUUACUCUUAUCUCUCUGCCGUAUGUUCUAGGGUUUUCUGACGUCUCAAACACCAAACAUAGAUCUUUUACUUUUUCACUUGUAUUCACUUCCAUGGCUUUAACCAUACUCUAGGCGUCUCUUGGUUUCUGUUUUUUAAGUUAAAACAGACAAGCCAAAGUUUUGAAUAUCAUUUAUUCUUUGUGUUAAGAAAUGGCAACCAAGAACCCUUUCGAUCUCUUGGAUGAUGAUACUGAAGACCCAAGUUUGCUUAUUGCUGCUGCUGAGAAGCAGAAGCUUGAAAAGCCUAAGAAAGCUCCUGCUUCGGCCCCAGCUCAGGCUCAGCCGGCUAAGCUUCCCACCAAGCCACCGCCUCCUGCUCUAGCUGUGAGAGAGGCAAAGAAUGAGCCUGGACGUGGAGGAGGCCAUGGUAUUGGACGCGGUCGUGGACGUGGUGGCAGCGGUUACAAUCGUGAUUCCAAUGUUAGUGAUAGCUCCAAUGGAUUUUCAAGAGGGUACAGACCCUCUGAAGAGGGAGAAGGAGGGAAGCAGGCUGAAAGGCAUGGCUAUGGUGGGCCUCGAGGUUCUUUCCGUCGUGGUCGCCAUGGUGGUUUUAAUGAUGGAGAAUCUGGAGAAGGGGAACGCCUUCGCAGGCAGUAUGAUCGCCGUAGUGGGACUGGACGUGGGAAUGAGUUCAAGCGUGAUGGUGCUGGACGUGGUAAUUGGGGUAGUCCUACUGAUGAAGUUGCUCCGGAGACUGAAGAAAAUGUCCCUGAGAAUGAAAAGAAUGUGGGCACUGAGAAGCAGCCUGGAGAAGAAGAUGCUGUGGAUGCCAACAAGGAGAAUGCUGCAAAUGGAGCUGAGGAGAAGGAGCCUGAAAAUAAGGAGAUGACUUUGGAAGAAUAUGAGAGGAUUCUUGAGGAGAAGAGGAAAGCUUUGCUUGCCCUCAAGACUGAAGAAAGGAAAGUUGAUGUCAAAGAGUUUGAGUCCAUGCAACAACUUUCAAAUAAGAAGAGCAAUGAUGACAUCUUUAUCAAACUGGGUUCUGAAAAGGACAAGCGCAAAGAUGCUGAUAAAGAGGAAAAAGUCAAAAAGUCUGUCAGCAUCAAUGAGUUCCUGAAGCCAACUGAAGGGGAGAGGUACUAUGGGCCUGGGCGUGGUCGAGGCCGUGGCCGUGGUCCCAGGGGUGGAUAUGGAGGCAACGUAGCUAGCAAUGUGUCAGCCCCCUCAAUUGAAGAUCCUGGGCACUUCCCCUCUUUGGGUGGCAAGUGAGAUCCACCACAGCAAAUCUACACGAUGGUUUUCCCCUGCUUGGAAUUCAUUGUGAUCUAUUCAAUAGUCAGGAGUCAAAAACGUUUCCGAGAGGAAUCAUGAAUUUCCUUUAUCAGAAACCGUUUACUGUUUUUGAGUGUAAAUUUUAGAUAAUUUGCCCAUGGGUCUUCAGACUUAUGGUCUUUGCCUGACAUGCAUGCUUACCUCAUUUUUCUUUUCUUUUUUGGGUUAAAAUUAGAACACAGACAUGGGUAAUUGUUAUUCCGACUGAGAGUAGUGUCAUCAGUUUUGGUUCGGUGUAGGGUUAAAGAUGGCCUGUCUGAGACAUGGCAUUCAAGUUAUUUUAUCUUUUUAAUCUCUAUUUAUUUGACUGUUUGAUGCUUAAUGAAAAUUGGAGGCUUCAGGGUGGUUUUUUA
Molecule: messenger RNA, 1690 nt
Organism: Durio zibethinus
Lineage: Eukaryota; Viridiplantae; Streptophyta; Magnoliopsida; Malvales; Malvaceae
Product: RGG repeats nuclear RNA binding protein A-like
Cellular component (GO): cytoplasm; nucleus
Molecular function (GO): RNA binding
Source: RefSeq, a predicted model, not a curated record